Molecule: messenger RNA, 1069 nt
Organism: Striga asiatica
Lineage: Eukaryota; Viridiplantae; Streptophyta; Magnoliopsida; Lamiales; Orobanchaceae
Source: the annotation of a GenBank genome assembly
GGGCACGAUAGUUGCCAUUAAUAACCCGUUCCCUUGGAUCUCACUAAAAUCACGUCAUCAUAUACUCAUUUACAAACAAAACCAACAAAGACAAGAAAAGCAUAGUAAUAAUAUGGAGGGUCAACAAACUAUUUCUUUCGUGCCUGUUAUUGCACGAUUGGAUCGUCUUGAACGUGUGGUAAAUUCUUGCCUUUGAGUUCCGAUCAUAUUUGCCUCGCGCAAUUUCUUUUUUGUUCACCAAACUAAAUCAACAAAUCAAAAAGUAUGAUGGUUAUUAUUUACUUUACUAUUUGGAUGGUGAAAUUUUGAGCAUAUAUGUAUAUGUAUGUAUAUAAUGUGCUUAUGCAGCUCCUCCUUCUGGAAGAGAAAUUUAAUAAUAAUAGAGUUUCAAGACGACACGAAUCAGAUGAUGAUUUCGGCACGGCAGAUACCAACAAAGAGUGCAAGACUCUGUCCUCAGCUUUAGAAGAAGUCCAACACAAAGGCACACUCCUACACCGCCUCGCACUUCUCGAGAAUCGUGUUUUACAGUAUCUGCAGCUAAGCCUGGAAAUGGACGAGGGGAACACAUCUAAGUCAAGCUUCUCAACAGUUGAAGCAUCCGAAAACACUGAAAAACGGUUGGAAAUGAUUGUUCCCAAUAGGCCGGUCGACCAUCUGGCGGGAAUUAAACCCAAAACACAACAAAUACCAAGUCAAGCAGAAGGAUUUGUGAAAGAAAUAACAUCUCAACAUAAAGGCGGACACAGAAAGAAAACCAAAACGAGAUGGCUAGGCCUGCACCGACUUGGAUGUUGACCAUUUUUAUCUUUGGGCGGAUAAAUGGCCACGUUUUUUUUUUCUUUUUCUUUUAUUUUUCGUACCAGUUUUUAAAAUAACAAAUAAAAGUAUCAAAGCAUUAUGCAAUGAAAUAGUGAACUAUAUUGUUUUAUGUUUUGUUUUCUUAUUUUUCUGUUAUUAAUUGGAAGCUGCAGAAAUGUAGGAUUAUAGAUGAUAAGAAUCGCUUAAAUAGAGAGAGAAGUUGGAGAGGAGGAUAGUCUAUUAGGGUUUUGGGAUACUUGAAUAUAAG